GUGACGUCAUUUUUUUGACGUUGCUUCGAUACAUCUUGCCGCGAUAUUUCAGCUUUGAAAGGUCGACACAACUGUGAGGAGUAACAUCGCUUGUGUAUUUUCAGACUUUACACCGUCUGUGUGGAUUCUCUGAACGGCUCGGCCUGGUCGUGCUAACCCCGGAGAAGAAGCCCACAGCCCGGCUCGCAGUUUAUCCACCUCCAGCUGUCGAGCGUUCAUUUUCAGAGAAGUUAUCCCGGGUUAAAUUAGCAAAGCUUUUGUGGCACGAAAUAGGUCACACAGCUCCUUGUUGACAGCAGAGUCUGGCUUCUUUUCAUUCAGCGAGACUGCAGACGUCAACGGUUGCACGCACGAUGGUUUUAUUAAAAAACCUCCGUCCUCCCACCGAGGGAGUGAGGCACGAGCAAGCCGAGACCACGGCGGUGAUGAACGGCCAGAAGCUGGGCUGCGGCACGCUCUACGUCGCCGAAACGCGGCUGUUGUGGUUUGACGGCUCAGGGAUGGGUUUCUCUCUGGAGUAUCCCACCAUCGGCCUGCACGCCAUCUCUAGAGACGUCAGCGCUUACCCACAGGAACACCUGUACGUCAUGGUCAACGGCAAACUCACGGGUGAGAAUGAGGCAGAUAUGGCAGAGAAAGCGGCUGAUGACGAGGAAGACGACAGCAGUAACAGCAGCUGUGCCGGUGAUGAUGAUGAUGAUGACGAAGAAGCGAUCACCGAGAUUCGAUUUGUGCCCAGCGACAAGGUGGCAUUGGAGUCCAUGUUCUCAGCGAUGUGUGAGUGCCAGGCGCUGCACCCCGACCCAGAGGACGACGACUCCGACAACGACUUCGAAGGAGAAGAGUACGACGUGGAGGAGGCCGAGGCAGAGCACGGCCAUGCUGACAUCCCGUCCUUCUACACCUGUGAUGAGGGUCUGUCGGCGCUCACGCAGGAGGGCCAGGCCACGCUGGAGAGGCUGGAGGGGAUGUUAGCCGAGUCAGUCGCUCAGCAGUACCACAUGGCCGGGGUCCGAACCGAAGAAGCCAACGGCGAAUUUGAAGACGGUAUGGAGGUGGAUGCAGCAGCGAUGGAGGCCGGUCAGUUUGAGGACGCAGACGUUGACCACUGAGGGAAGUCAUCUCAGUCAAAGCACCAGUGUUGCAUCAUGGGAUUGGAGGCGAGGACAGCAGCACUUCUUUAAGGCUCUCAGCUCUUACUUGUAAUCAUCUCACUAGUCUUUUGAAGCUUCUUACAUUUUCUCUUGUGUUGAAUUGGAGCUCACAUGUUGUAUUGUGUUGUUGGCUUUCUGCUCCCCUUCAUCUUUACUAAUUUGUCCAAGUCAUAUAAGUAAAGUACGCUGCAUACAGCCAAGUCAGCUAACGUAGACUAUUGAGAUGCAGCCACAAAUAUCCAGAUCCUGUUGACUGUAAAAGAAAAAAAAGCUGAGUUUGUUUUGUACCUAACAACCAAUUUAAUAUCAGAUUCUCUGCAAAGGAGAGUUAAUGUCUUUGUAUGAAAUUGUCAAUAAAUGCAUAGUUUUUGUAAGAUA
Molecule: messenger RNA, 1532 nt
Organism: Sander lucioperca (pikeperch)
Lineage: Eukaryota; Metazoa; Chordata; Actinopteri; Perciformes; Percidae
Gene: clns1a
Product: chloride channel, nucleotide-sensitive, 1A
Exons: 8
Coding region: 354-1112 (252 amino acids)
Biological process (GO): spliceosomal snRNP assembly; mRNA cis splicing, via spliceosome; chloride transport
Cellular component (GO): plasma membrane; cytosol; methylosome
Source: RefSeq, a predicted model, not a curated record